Clupea harengus (Atlantic herring) is the source of this 1635-nucleotide messenger RNA. It is a transcript of the gene psmd4a, whose product is annotated as proteasome 26S subunit ubiquitin receptor, non-ATPase 4a. Gene Ontology annotation, biological process: proteasome-mediated ubiquitin-dependent protein catabolic process. Gene Ontology annotation, cellular component: cytosol; proteasome regulatory particle, base subcomplex; nucleus. Gene Ontology annotation, molecular function: polyubiquitin modification-dependent protein binding. NCBI's taxonomy places the organism in Eukaryota, Metazoa, Chordata, Actinopteri, Clupeiformes, Clupeidae. The record is from RefSeq and is a predicted model, not a curated record.
UCUGUUAGAAAGUUGUUUAUGCAGAACCUCUGUUGACCAAUCAACGUCUACCUUCCUUCAUAAUCAACGAGAAGUUUUCAAGAUGGGGCUUGAAAGUACUAUGGUCUGUGUGGACAACAGCGAAUACAUGAGGAAUGGAGACUUCUUGCCCACAAGACUGCAGGCACAACAGGAUGCCGUCAACAUUGUUUGCCACUCCAAGACUCGCAGCAAUCCAGAGAACAACGUGGGGCUCAUCACAAUGUCUAAUAACUGUGAGGUGCUGACCACUCUCACCCCAGACUCCGGUCGCAUCCUCUCCAAACUGCAUGCUGUCCAGCCUAAAGGGAAAAUCUGCUUCGGUACUGGCAUCAGAGUGGCUCAUUUGGCCCUGAAGCACAGACAGGGGAAAAACCACAAGGUGAGAAUCAUCGCUUUUGUGGGCAGCCCAGUGGAGGACAGCGAGAAAGACCUUGUCAAACUUGCAAAGCGUUUGAAGAAAGAGAAAGUGAAUGUGGAUGUGGUGAACUUUGGCGAGGAGGAAGUGAACACGGAGAAGCUGACUACCUUUAUCAACACGCUGAACGGGAAGGAGGGCACCGGGUCUCACCUGGUGACUGUGCCCCCGGGCCCCAGCCUGGCCGACGCACUGCUCUCCUCCCCCAUCCUGGCGGGUGAGGGCGGUACCAUGAUGGGCCUGGGGGCCAGCGACUUCGAGUUUGGGGUGGACCCUAGCGCCGACCCUGAGCUGGCCCUGGCUCUGCGUGUGUCCAUGGAGGAGCAGAGGCAGCGGCAGGAGGAAGAGGCUCGCAGGGUUGCUGUAACUUCAGCAGCUGAAGCAGGCGUCCCCACCCCCACAGCAGAUGAGUCAGCAGAGGAGGCCCUGUUGAAGAUGUCCCAGCCUGAGACAGGAGUGGCGGCUAUGCCAGACAUCAGUAGCAUGACUGAAGAAGAGCAGAUCGCCUACGCCAUGCAGAUGUCCCUGGCUGGGGGAGAGUUUGGCGAGUCAGCGAUGGACACAAGCGCUCCCUUGGACGCCGCUAAGGAGGAGGAGGACUACGAUGUGAUGCAGGACCCAGAGUUCCUCCAGAGUGUCCUAGAGAACCUGCCUGGAGUGGACCCUAACAACGAGGCCAUCCGAAAUGCCAUGGGCUCCCUGGCCUCCCAGACCGGGUCCAAACCGCCCGAGGGGAAGAAGGACGAGAAGAAGAAAUGAUAGACGCACAAUUGACUUGACGGAGGAUUUAAACGGCUGACCCACAGACUUUUCAAACAGGGACGAGAGGACACAAGACCGGACGGGAUGACAGGACGGGACUCAAUGAGACAAGCGAAGACAAACGUGUCCAUACAGACUAAACAGUAUGCAGAAAUGGACAGAACCAUAAAUAACCAGACUCACAGACGGAUGAACAGAAACGACAGAGAGGGAUGCCUGUGUGGUAACUUACAAUAAUAAUAAAUACAUAAAUAAGUAAAAUAAAUACAAAUAAAAAACGUUAAUAUAAAAAUUAUUUUCCAUUCGUUUUCCCUUCUCUCUUGUUACCGAACUGAUGUUGCUUAUGCAUCAGAUAUGCCUAAAAUGUAGUGUAGCCUGAACUGUUUUGUUUUGAUUUUUUUUUUUUACUAUUGCAAAUAAAGUGGAGUUGAACUGAA